Messenger RNA from Bombina bombina (fire-bellied toad), 5768 nucleotides. RefSeq names its product SH3 domain binding protein 2 (gene SH3BP2). The record is from RefSeq and is a predicted model, not a curated record. Bases 134 to 2125 code for a protein of 663 amino acids. Lineage: Eukaryota; Metazoa; Chordata; Amphibia; Anura; Bombinatoridae. The transcript is spliced from 13 exons. Gene Ontology annotation, molecular function: SH3 domain binding. Gene Ontology annotation, biological process: signal transduction.
AUAGAUAUAUUUUUUUAAACUUACAUCGAGGAAGUGUUUAGAGUAGACGAUUGUUAACAAAACUUAUUGUUGGCUGGGGCUUGGGAAGUUCCUUCAGUAUGGCAUUUGGCAUCUACAAAAUACUUCUAUCUUAAUGGCUACAUCUAUAAAAAGAUCACAGUCGCUGGCCGUCUCCUUUGAGAGGAGAACAAUGUGUCGCCUGAGCACCAGAACAAUGGCAUCUGCGGAGAACAAUUGGCCAACUCCAAUGAAGGCUAUAGGAGCACAGAAUCUACUGACAAUGCCGGGCGGUGUUACAUUAUCAGGAUAUUUGCACAAACGGGGAGGCAAGCAGAUUCAGCUGUUAAAAUGGCCCUUGAGAUAUGUGAUUAUACACAAGGGCUGUGUGUAUUACUUUAAAAGCAGCACAUCGCCAUCAUCACAAGGCGCCUUCUCAUUAAAUGGAUACAAUAGGGUAAUGAGGGCCGCAGAAGAGACAACUUCAAGCAAUGUGUUUCCAUUCAAGUUGGUUCACAUCAGCAAGAAACAUCGCACAUGGUACUUUUCUGCGGCAUCUGAAGAUGAAAGGAAGAAAUGGAUGCUAUCCCUCAGGAAAGAAAUUGAUCAUUACCAUGAAAAAAAAGAAGCUGUAACAGAUUUAAGCGAUACAGAUUCUGAUUCAAGCAGUUUCUAUGGCUCAGUGGAACGUCCCGUGGAUAUUAAAUAUAUUCACAAUCCUGUGGAAGUAGAUAGCUGGCAAGAUGAUGAUGAUGAUGACGAUGAAGAUGACUAUGAAAAACCAGAUGGCUUCAUAGAAGAUGAUGCCCCUUUGGAUCCACCACCACCUGUUCCAAGAACAGUGAAGGAUGUUGAUGAGAAAAAAAGACGAGCAAUAUCUGACUUGACAGGUUUAACAAAGCCGCCUCCUCCCCAUCCCAAAAACAGCUUACCUAAUCCAAAGCUUACAGACUGGUCUUACACAAGGAAAGACUCUAAUAGCUUUUCCAACCAAAAUGUACAUGCGCCAAGUUCAAAUACUACACCUGGGCCUCCCCUGCCUUCACCAAUUUACAAACCUCCUCUUCCUCCACCCAAGAAAACCUUACCCGAUUUAAAAGACUUCUCAGUGUCAUCUAAUUGUUUUAGUCCUAAUUUAUCUGAGACAGGGACAAGGCCACAGCAUGUAGCACUACAAACACCAUCUAAUAGACUAAUGGGUUCAUCUACUUUAACUCCUUUGAAGAGUGCCUUAAAUAACAGUGAAACUAAGGGGGGCAAACUUGGUCCACAACAAUCAUGUGAUGCUGGGAUUAGUAGUAUCAACAAAGAGCUCAAUGAAAAGCUCAGAUCUGUAAGUUUUUCGGGUUCUGCAUUUUCUCCAAUCCCACCACCCAAACCAGCCAGCCAAAUCUCUGCAGUUUCACCAAACAAGUCUCCCCAUCUAUCACCUCCAGCACCACCAACCAAACCUGUCUUUCAGUCCUCGCUGUCACCACCAACCAAAGCCAUUGGUCCAACCCCUCCAGUCCCACCCAUGAAACCUAGAACAGCUGGUGCUUCAUCUGAAGUGAACUCCUUAAAGGAUGUUGCAAAAUCAGGAGUGUUAAAGCCAAGUAUGUUGCAGAAGCCACCAACAAUACCAAGAUUGACUACAAAGAUUCCGGAAAGUGAUAAACCUGGAUUUUCACCAAUAUUGAGAUCACCACCCGAUGGGCAGAGCUUCCGAGGAUUUGGUUUAGAAAUCCCAGUGCGCCCUCCAAAGAACAGUUUGAAUAAAGAAGAUAGUGACAGCGAUGAGGACUAUGAGAAGGUCCCUUUGCCCGCGAGUGUAUUUAUUAAUACUAAUGAAUCCACAGAAGUUGAAAGGAUUUUCAAAGAUACAAACCCCAAAGGAAGCCCUCUGAAUGGACUGUUUUGUUUUCGAAAUUCUUCAAAGGCCGGAAAGGUUUUGGUUGUAUGGGAUACAGCUGCAGAUAGAGUAAGGAACUACAGAAUAUUUGAAAAGGAUUCCAAGGUUUACCUUGAGGCAGAAAUCAUGUUUCCAGAUAUUGGUACUUUGGUUGAACACUACUAUGCAAACAAAUUACCCAGCCAUGACAACUUGCUUCUAAAACAUGCUUAUGGCUGUGCAACCCCUCCGAGGUGACACAACGUUAAGGAAAAAAGAAGAGGCUCUCCUUAUUGAACUGUGGGCACAGAGUGAUUGAUUCCUAGAAACAUCACAUCUGUUUGCUUUUGAUUUAUAAAGACUAUAGACACUAAGACAAAGUGUUAGGGACAAUUUUGGCAAAUUAAUUUCUACCAAUGGUGUUUAAAAAAACACAGGAUUACAAUAUUUCUAACUCAGAUGUCCAGUUCAUUGAAGACCAAAGUGUGAACUAUAAAAUCAUAACAGAAAUAGAACCACCAUCCGAAAAAACACAUCAUUUUAAUUCCAAUUGUUUGUUGUUUUUUUGCUUUUUAUAUGUUUAAUAUUUAGCACAUAUAACUGAGUAUGUACCCACUCAUCUCCUCUUAUUCUGAUAGGGAGAUAAAGUCAGAGCAUUAUAUUGAAAAUCUCAAUCACUUUUUAUAAUGUGUUUGUUAGAGUGUAGAAAAAACACGUGGUCUUCAUGCACCAAUAGUUCCUAUGAACUUAAAGUCCACACACUUAAGAAAUAAUGGAUCUAUUUUUAUUUAAACUGACGUUGAUAUUUAGCUAAAAGUCAUGGCUGUAUAGUCUUUUAGAUGAUUAUGUGAGAUAUCGAGGGUCUGGUCCCAGAUCAGCUACCUAUUCCCACACUGACACAAACAGUUUUUUCUGACUCGUUAGACUACAAUCAAUCAACAGUUAUUUUCACAAUAAAAUAUAUGGAUGAUCUCAAAGUUCCUCAAACACUCUAGCAUUUUCUCUAGUGGACCCCCCCCCCCAUAUGACUCCCUUAGUAUAUGUAGGACAAAAGCUAACAGAAUCCACAGAUCCUUAGCUUGCACUAUGCUUUAUCAGAAGAGGAUUUUGCAUGCUAUUCUAACUGUCCCUUAUAUGUCUUUAAAAAUAAACAGGUGACAAAAUACCAUUCUGUUGACCUUAAAAAAAAAUUGUACAGGAUCUAAGUACUGUUGACAGAUAUUUCUAUACUAACGUGAAAUAAUAGAUAGUCAUCAUGGUCCUUAUAGUUGUGUCAGAUCUUAUCAGACAAAUUCCCAAACCCCAAACUUGAUCUUGGCACUAGCAUGGGUUUGUUAUGUUCCUCAUCCUCCUUCCUUUCUCCUCCAUUUGCUGGACUCAUGUUAAAGGGACAGUAAACCCAAAUUUUUUCUUUCAUGAUUUUGGUACAGAAUACAAUUUUAAACAACAUUUCAAUUUACUUCUUUUAUCUAAUUCGCUUCAUUUUUUUAGAUAUCCUUUGUUGAAGAAAUAGCAAUGCACACGGGUGAGCCAAUCACACAAGGCAUUUAUUCACAGCCACCAAUCAGAAGCUACUGAGCAUAUCUAGAUAUGCUUUUAAUCAAAUAAUAUCAAGAGAAUGAAGCAAAUAAGAUAAUAUAAGUAAAUUAGAAAGUUGUUUAAAAUUACAUGUUCUUGCUGAAUCAUGAAAGAAAAAAAUUGGGUUUAAUGUCCCUUUAAGCCUGGGGAGAGGGAGGUGAGUAAAGGAUAAAAGGUUUUAGGCUUAAAGGAACAGUCAACACCAGCAUUUUUGUCGUUUUAAAAGAUAGAUAAUCCCUUAAUUACCCAUUCCCCAGUUUCGCAUAACCAACACAGUUAUAUUAAUACACGUUUUACCUCUGUAAUUACCUUGUAUCUAAGCCCCUUAUUUCAGUUCUUUUGACAGACUUGCAAUUUAGCCAAUCAGUGCUCACUCCUCUGUAAAUUCACGUGCAUGAGCUCAAUGUUAUCUAUAUGAAACACAUGAACGAACGCCCUCUAGUGGUGAAAAACUUUCAAAAUGCAUUUAGAUUAGAGGUAACCUUCAAAGUCUAAGAAAUUAGCAUAUGAACCUCCUAGGUUUAGCUUUCAACUAAGAAUACCAAGAGAACAAACCAAAAUUGGUGAUAAAAGUAAAUUGGAAAGUUGUUUAAAAUUACAUGCCCUAUUUGAAUCAUGAAAGUUUUUUUUGGACUUGACUGUCCCUUUAACAUUUGGUUUGAAGUUUCUGCCUUUCUCAAAGAUGUAACUUGAUAUUAACCCAACAGUAAAGAAUCAUCUCCUACUUCAUGUGCUGUUACUGAGAACAUGAAUGAUAAGACUGGAAAAUCUUUUUAUUUUUAUAUUUUUGUUGGCUUUCCUACUUUUAUGGAUUUUUAGGGGUAUGCUUUCAUUUUAAUUGUGUCAGUAGACACCACUGAUAAGGUAACAACAUUGUAGAUACUUUGUUGAUCAUCUCUGCAUUAUUAAGUGAAUAGAAAUACUUUUUCAUGAAGACGUAACUGUGCGUUGUUAGUAGUUUUAUGUGAAUAUGUCUUUUAAUGUGUAAUGGUGCUUUAUGGAUUGGAAUUUGUAAAUCUGGCUUCCUAAUAUACACUACAAAUACCACCAAGAUGUAGGUGAAUUGUUUCUGAUGUUUGAUUACAGCAUGUCAGAUUUUUUAGCAUUUGCACUUUAUAUAUUUACUGAUUCUACCCAGUUUAUACAUUUUGUAAAUAAAAUGAUGGGAACAUUUAUGUAAGUAAUAGAUUACUAGGGUUUUUACUCUAUUUUCCCUCCUUUUAUACAGCCGUAUACAUAUGUGUAUAUAUUUAUUAGUACAAUUACUUAAUGUCCUGGAGUGUUCAAUUUAAUACUGUGACAGCAAAAAAUGUCCUCAGGAAAAAGUAAUCAAAAUAUUUGAUUAGAAUACAUUUCUAUGUUUUUUUUAGUUGUCUUUACUAGGCUAGACUUUCAGUCCCUUUCAUCUGUUGUGGUGUUGCUUGACUCAAUGCUUUGUCUUGCGGUAACAUGCUAACUGGUUUCUAUGUUGGGAAUUAUUGAACCCUGGAUUUGGCUGAGCAUUAACAAAGCAAGGAUACUGUGCAAUAUUUUUUGUUAAGAAUAUAUAGAUAGAUGUCUAUCACAUAAACUAGUAUAUUCAAAUGGAUAAAUAAAACCCCAUGUAAGUCAUAUAAUCUGACAUUUGUGGCAGUGCAAAGUGUUCUAUAUAUAACAUUGUUUAAAUGUAUUUGCCAGUGGAGUUAAUAUUUCUUUCUGUUUUAAAAUUCAGAAAUUGUGGCCGAUUUAUCAAGUGUCUGUCCGACAUGAUCCGCUCAGCGGAUCAUGUCCGCCAGACAUCACUGAAUGCCGACAGCAUACGCUGUCAGGAUUUAACAUUGCACAAGCAGUUCUGGUGAACUACUUGUGCAAUGCCGCCCCCUGCAGAUUCACGGCCAAUCAGGCAUUAGCAAGUUGUGUCAAUCAACCCGAUCGUAUACAAUCGGGCGGAUUGAUGUCUGCAGCCUCAGAGGCAGCGGACGAGUUAAGGAGCAGCGGUCUUAAGACCGCUGCUUCUUAACUGCUGUUUCCGGCGAGCCUAAACAGCUGCAUUGGGGACGAUUGACAGCUUGUUAAAUCGGCCCCAUUGUCUGUAUAACUUGAGAUUGCCACAUUUAUCUGGGAAACUUUUAAAGCAGUGUCACCAACUACAGCCAGAAAGCCACAUGUUGCCCUCCAAGGGUUUUGUGUGGCCCUCCACACCAUUGAGCUGAAAACAGACUUCAAUAGUUUCUUGGCAACGAAAAAGCAGUUCCCUAAUUGUCAUUAGAUCGUUAAGCAUUUGUAUUUGUACCAAAUUUUGUAAAUUUGAGCAGUAUAUAUUAAAAUCAUUAAUACCAACUAA